CCGGCCGGCGGCCCGACGGUUCGUGCGGCGCUUCCCGCCCGGCGUCUCGGCUCGGGGCUCUCUGGCCAGCGGCAUGUCGCGGCGGCGGCACAGCGACGAGAACGACGGUGGACAGCCUCACAAAAGGAGAAAGACUGAUGCAAAUGAAACUGAAGAUCAUUUGGAGUCUUUAAUAUGCAAAGUAGGAGAAAAGAGUGCCUGCUCUUUGGAGAGCAACCUAGAAGGUCUGGCUGGUGUUUUGGAAGCUGAUCUUCCCAACUACAAGAGCAAGAUCUUAAGGCUUCUUUGUACAGUUGCACGUCUGUUACCUGAGAAGUUGACAAUUUAUACAACGUUGGUUGGACUGCUGAAUGCCAGGAAUUACAACUUUGGUGGAGAAUUUGUAGAAGCUAUGAUUCGUCAACUUAAAGAAUCAUUGAAAGCAAACAAUUAUAAUGAAGCUGUGUAUUUGGUCCGUUUUUUGUCUGAUCUUGUGAACUGUCAUGUGAUUGCUGCCCCAUCAAUGGUUGCUAUGUUUGAAAAUUUUGUAAGUGUAACUCAGGAAGAAGAUGUGCCUCAGGUGCGACGGGAUUGGUAUGUGUAUGCAUUUCUGUCGUCAUUGCCCUGGGUUGGAAAGGAGUUGUACGAAAAGAAAGAUGCAGAGAUGGACCGCAUCUUUGCCAACACAGAAAGCUAUCUUAAAAGACGCCAGAAGACUCAUGUGCCCAUGCUGCAAGUCUGGACUGCCGAUAAACCGCACCCACAGGAAGAGUAUUUAGAUUGCCUGUGGGCCCAGAUUCAGAAAUUGAAAAAGGAUCGCUGGCAGGAGCGGCACAUCCUAAGACCCUAUCUUGCCUUUGACAGUAUCCUGUGUGAAGCCCUGCAGCACAAUCUGCCUCCGUUUACACCCCCUCCGCACACUGAAGACUCCACGUACCCCAUGCCCAGGGUCAUCUUCAGAAUGUUUGAUUACACAGAUGACCCCGAGGGUCCUGUCAUGCCAGGGAGUCAUUCAGUGGAAAGAUUUGUAAUCGAAGAGAAUCUUCACUGCAUCAUCAAGUCCCACUGGAAGGAAAGGAAGACUUGUGCUGCACAGCUAGUGAGCUAUCCAGGGAAGAACAAGAUCCCCUUGAACUACCACAUCGUUGAGGUGAUCUUUGCAGAGCUGUUCCAGCUUCCAGCACCACCUCACAUUGAUGUGAUGUACACAACACUUCUCAUUGAGCUGUGCAAACUUCAGCCUGGCUCUCUACCCCAAGUUCUUGCACAGGCAACUGAAAUGUUGUACAUGCGUUUGGAUACCAUGAACACUACAUGUGUAGACAGGUUUAUUAAUUGGUUUUCUCAUCAUCUAAGUAACUUCCAGUUCCGUUGGAGCUGGGAAGAUUGGUCAGACUGUCUUACUCAAGAUCUGGAAAGUCCCAAACCAAAGUUUGUAAGAGAAGUUCUAGAAAAAUGUAUGAGGUUGUCUUACCAUCAGCGUAUAUUAGAUAUUGUUCCUCCUACCUUCUCAGCUCUGUGUCCUGCAAACCCAACCUGCAUUUACAAGUAUGGAGAUGAAAGUAGCAAUUCUCUUCCUGGACAUUCUGUGGCCCUCUGUUUAGCUGUUGCCUUUAAAAGUAAGGCCACCAACGAUGAAAUAUUCAGCAUUCUGAAAGAUGUACCAAACCCCAACCAGGACGACGAUGAUGAUGAAGGAUUCAGUUUCAACCCGUUGAAAAUAGAGGUGUUUGUGCAGACCCUGCUGCACUUGGCAGCCAAGUCCUUCAGCCACUCCUUCAGUGCCCUGGCCAAGUUUCAUGAAGUCUUCAAAACACUAGCAGAGAGUGAUGAAGGAAAGUUACACGUGCUGAGAGUUAUGUUUGAGGUUUGGAGGAACCAUCCGCAGAUGAUUGCUGUACUGGUGGAUAAGAUGAUUCGUACACAGAUUGUUGAUUGUGCUGCAGUAGCAAAUUGGAUCUUUUCUUCAGAACUGUCUCGUGAUUUUAUUAGAUUGUUUGUUUGGGAAAUCUUGCAUUCUACGAUUCGUAAGAUGAAUAAACACGUUCUGAAGAUCCAGAAAGAGCUAGAAGAAGCGAAAGAGAAACUCGCAAGGCAACACAAACGGCGGAGUGACGAUGACGACAGAAGCAGUGACAGGAAAGAUGGGGCCCUUGAGGAGCAAAUAGAGAGACUACAGGAAAAAGUGGAAUCUGCUCAGAGUGAACAAAAGAACCUCUUCCUCGUCAUAUUUCAGCGCUUUAUCAUGAUCUUGACUGAACAUUUAGUACGAUGUGAGACUGAUGGGACCAGUGUGUUAACGCCAUGGUACAAGAACUGUAUAGAAAGACUCCAGCAGAUCUUCCUGCAGCAUCACCAGAUCAUCCAGCAGUACAUGGUGACCCUGGAGAACCUCCUCUUCACUGCUGAACUGGACCCUCAUAUCCUUGCUGUGUUCCAGCAGUUCUGUGCUCUGCAGGCCUAGUGGCCAUUUUCUCCCAUCAGGAUUUUUUAAGUAUCUUAAAAUAAUUUGUUUUUGCUGGUUUGAAUGCUUCUUUCUUGUAGUAUCCUUUCACCUCUUAAGGGAAACAAAAGGGGAGAGUGUGAGGAAUAUAAAAAGCAAUUAUUUCCUAAUGACAAUACUGUGGCGAUGACUAUGAUGUGUUAUAUGUGACAGAUACAACUUUUCUGUGAUCAAUUUGGUAUUUUUUCCUCCUUAAGGCACCAAACAGAUGUGAGGUAUGUGAAAUACUAGAGGUCAAGCUUACGUUGUAGCCUAGAGAACUGAUGGGUUUAUCACAAGGUAGUAUAGCUUUUCACAGCUCUGGAUAACCUAACCUGGCUGAAAUAAAGCUAAAAAUAUGUUUUUUAAA
This is a messenger RNA of Lepus europaeus (European hare), 2831 nucleotides long. It is a transcript of the gene NCBP1, whose product is annotated as nuclear cap binding protein subunit 1. Gene Ontology annotation, molecular function: mRNA binding; protein binding; RNA cap binding. Bases 74 to 2443 code for a protein of 789 amino acids. Gene Ontology annotation, cellular component: nucleus; nuclear cap binding complex. Gene Ontology annotation, biological process: nuclear-transcribed mRNA catabolic process, nonsense-mediated decay; regulation of mRNA processing; mRNA export from nucleus. The record is from RefSeq and is a predicted model, not a curated record. Lineage: Eukaryota; Metazoa; Chordata; Mammalia; Lagomorpha; Leporidae. The transcript is spliced from 23 exons.